GCAGAACGAGAGAACAACUCGCGGCAAACAUAAUUAUGCACAAAGAUGGCGGUCGAAUCGAGUCAGGUGCAAACCUACGCUUGUCCCGCGAAGAUUUCGCCAUAAUACUCCUCGCUAAGAUGCUAUAGAUAGCAUUUCUCAAUCCAAUAAUAGUACAAUAAGACUUCCUUCUACACAUGGGGGACAAAAAGCGGAAAUUUCCACAAAAGAGACUGGUGGAUUAUGUAAUUUUGGUUGGAGUUCGAACGCCAACUCUCGACUCGACAGAAACUCCACGUCUAUUGCGAAGGUUUCCAGAAAAGGAUCACGAUGAUUUCCCGCUACCUCCCGACGUGGUGUUCUUCUGUCAACCUGAAGCAUGUAAUACAGUAUCCAAGAAGUUUAGUUUACGGGAGGCAAACUCGUUUAUUUUCACCCUUACCGACAAGGAUACGAAUAAAGUACGAUACGGAGUUUGUAUGAAUAUCUAUCGACCGUGUUCACAAUUCCAUUUCAGGGACGACCAAGAUGGUAUAAAAGACGGCAAAAGAAAACGAUCUCGAUCGAAAAAUAAGAGAGAAAUAUGUAUGACUUUGACUUCGAUUUGUAUCGUAUCACAUCAUUCCUUUUUCGCUACGUUUAGGGAGUGUCUUUUCGUCCUGCGAAAAAUGAUCGAUUCUCGAGUUGGAGGAGAAAGGUACGAUAAAAAUGACAACUUUAUCCCCGGCUUGCAUAGCUGGUCUGUAUUUACAUGUUCGGAGGAUCCCAAACUCUCCCCCAUCGCAACACAAAUGGAUGAAAUUGAGACCUGGAUACAGAGAUUGUUACUAGCCCCUGCUCCAGUGAUCGGCCGGACAAAAGUUGACAUGGAAUUGCUGUGUCCGGAAAGUUAUCCAAGUUUGACAUUUGCGUACCCUGAGAAUACAAGAUUUCCAUUAAUCGACUUUCCUGUACAUAUCCCUAUGGAAUUACUUGGAGUGGAAACAUGCUUGAAAGUGUUGACAUGCAUUUUAUUGGAACAGAAGGUUGUCAUCCAAUCACGUGACUAUAAUGCAUUAACAAUGAGUGUUAUUGCCCUGACAAGACUCCUAUACCCACUGGAGUACAUGUUCCCUAUUAUUCCAUUAUUGCCGACUUGCAUGGCCAAUGCAGAACAGCUGCUUCUUGCGCCAACACCGUAUGUGAUUGGGGUUCCUGCCAGUUUCUUCCGCUACAAGUCCAAAGAUUUUCAAAUACCAGGAGAUCUGUGGGUUUUUGACUUGGAUUCUAGCAAGAUGACAGUCCCGAUGAGUGCAGAUGAACUUCCAGAUCUCCCAGAGGAGGAAGGACAAGUGCUUAUCCGAAGACUCAAAAUGGCCCUGCAAGCCCUAAGUAUGCCUCCACAAACAGUUGGGAAUCUGGAAAAUGCAGCUCCUGAUGGCCUUCUCCCCGACAAUACCAGUGGAGACGCUUCGAUUGAAGAGCACAUGGUUUUUGGCAAUGAUGUUGACUCUGUUGAUGUGGCUGUCAGGGUUGCCAUUGUAAACUUCUUUAUGUCACCCACAGUGCUUUGUGGUCUGCAGGAACACACAAGAACACUGCGGCUGUUCCCUCGCCCGGUGGUGGCCUUACAAAAGGGUCCCUUUUUAAAGUCAAGACCAAAACCCUCUGACUUUGUAGCGGCUUUAGCUGAGUCUCAAUCUGUUGAGUACUUUGCUGAGUGGCUGGUGUCACCGACAAACACAGCUUACCUCAAGAUCAAUAAAGGCAUCUAUAACCCUUGUGUGAUUGGUGACAAGCCCAAAUGGUACUCAGAACACCUUGAGACAGUGCUGUACCAAGUCUACGACAAAGAAUCAAAGCUAUGCUUGGAGCCCUGGAUAGAUGUGGACUAUGAACCCAGUCUCAUCUUUGACGAAGAGGAAGCGACACCUAAUAAUGACGAGGAUGAUGACAGCAGUAGCUGCUACAGUUCUGUCAGUGACUUGGUCCAGCAAAUGAUUAGUGGUGACAUCAAUGGUGCCACGCCGGCAGCAAUCCAAGUACCCCCCUUUAACCCUGUCCGGGCUUCAUCACCAAUGCCUCAUGUUCAGGCAUCCUUCUCCUUACCUGAAACCCUGACCCAUGGAUUGUACCUAGGUGUGCCGCAGCGCGAGACAGGGCGCUUGCGGUCCAUCAGUGAUGUGGCUGCCUCAAUGGCCGGCAGUGAUUCAGGAACAGCUGCUUCUACAGAUUCCGCCGCAGGCUCCCUGUGCAGUAGUGACUCCUACUCAGCCCAUGGUGAGGAAACUGACGACUUCAUGUUCUCUGUGUCCAAUCCCCCCUCACCCCCAACAGACCACAGGAGGACCACCUCAGACACUGAUAGCGAGCGUACAUGUACCUCAGAUGUGGAGCAAUCCCUGCAGUCUGGAUCCAGUGGGACUGCUGUGUUGACAAAGGCAGAGAGUCCUAGUGCUGAGCCUAUGUCGGUCAUGGCUGGCUUCUUGAACAGUAUUAAGAAGACUACUAUCAGUGUUGCUAAGAUGGCUCGCCAAGAAACAGAAGAGCCAUUGGUGAAAGAGGGAGUAACUCGUCGAAUCACACCAGCUGGGACCCCUCAACUUACAGGCAGUCGGAUGCCCCCUGCUCCAGGUGAUGACAAGAACCAUUUUCCCUUUCCAGGUGUUCGUCAGAGAAAUGGUAUGGAUAAACCUCCUACGCGAACCAGUCAACUGUCAAGGCAGACAUCUCUAGAAAAAGCUAUACAGAGCGACAAUCAGCAGUUUCUUAAGGAAAUUCUCCGUAAUGUGAUGAGGGGGGAUGGGGUGGGGUGGCUGACCUCAAAGAGACUCCGCCGCCUAAUGACAGAGGAGCCUUUAAGGUUGAUGGUAGCCAGCCAUUUAUACUCGGCACCAACUGCUACUGAUGAGGGUGAAGUCAUUGAGGACACUCCUAAACUCAGUGCUUGGAGCUUGUCUUCGCUCAAUCUCACUGGAUGGCUCUCGGCUUCUCAGUCUUCUGCUGCUUCCUGGGUGGGAGGGGCAGACUUGUCUCUUCCCACCGUACCCACGCCCAAGCGCAUACCCCGGAAUGUAUACAAAGGUAUGCUGGAGAUCCUGCGAGCUGUGGUGGCUGGUUAUGAAGCGUCUGUGGUGAAUCAUGGGAUAGGAGGCGUGGCCUCCGCCUUCAAGUUUCUGGAGAUCAUUCACACCAAUUAUUAUGGCCGCGAUAUCCGCGAGGAAACAGCUAAUAAGCGAGAAGAAGACGAGCUAUCGAUUGUGUCUACUGGAAGCCUGUCAAACCUGUCUGACCAGUCUGAUACGCAUUCUGCCGGCAGCUCGCUCUCCUCCUCUGCGCAAGAGCUGGCUCACGCACGACGCCGAGGUUACGCCAAUGGCGAAAGCGACAGAGACAGUGGGCAUGGUGGAAGUGAGAUCGAAACCGUCAUGAUGCCAUCACACAGAAGCCAUGACGACGUCAGUCGCCAUAACCCCGUCAGUCGCGCCAACAGUGAUAUCACCACGAUGAUGUUGAACAGCAAGAAGAAGAACUGGACGCGUGAUCCACGCUUAACGCGCACAUUAUCAGCCGACCACGAGACAAAGCAGCGGAUUCGAAAGGAAGCAGAGCAAAAGAAGGAGCGAUCUAAGAGCCCCACCCUAGCCCACAUGAAGCUGAGCGAGUCUGGGUCCCGGCGUAGCUCUAUGGAGCUUGCUACAAGUACAGCACUUAGCCUGCCACCGCCUGGCCCACUUCUUAAGAAGAGCAACUUGAGUAGGGGCUACAGGUAUUUCAACGGCGACCUGAUCCCAAUUGAGGGCGAUGACACCGACCGAUCCACUACCGGGCGUCGCUAUCUAUUCGAGGGCCUGGUGCGAGAGAGGUCCCCACUCUGGGACAACAUGGACUUCUGGGAAAAUAUCUUUUUGGACGCGGUGGCAGCAGAACGCGACGCUGUUGGAAUGGACCAGGGACCGACAGAAAUGCUGGAGAGGUACAAAUCCCUCCAGCCUGUGGAGCAGAAGCGGUUAGAGGAAGAGGAAGACAAGUUGCUAGCGACCACGCUCUACAACACUGUCGCCUUCAUGGUUGCACUGGAUGUUGAUAGGGACACUAUCCGCAAGAAAAUCAGGCGGCUACUGGGCAAGUCGCACAUCGGACUCAAUCAGAGCCAGUUGGUGAAUGACCUGUUGGAGAAUCUCCAUAACUUGAAUGGCAACGAUAUUGACUUAAGGCCUACUGGCAGUCGGCAGAUGAAGAAGCAGUCAUUUGUAGUGCAUUCCGGGAGUACCAUGAACGGCGACGUGUUCUUCAUGGAAGUGUCUGAUGACUGCAUUCUGUUGCGUACCGGUGCUGGGGUGAUUAUCGAGCGUUGGUGGUAUGAGAAAAUGGUCAACAUCACUUACUGCCCAAAGACUAAAGUUCUUUGCCUGUGGUAUCGUCGCGGUGAGGACACACUUCUCAGCAAAUUUUGCACCAAAAAGUGCAAGGCGCUCUACUUCUGUAUCAAGGAAUGUAUGCAACGUGCGGCAGAGCGACUUCGUGGCCCAAAUACAGGUCCACAACUAGGAGGGGAGUUCCUUGUUGAAGAUAUUUCAAGUGGCGAGGAAGGCAAGUUGCAGGUCACGCUAGAAGGAAUCGGACUCAAGUUUGCUACCAGAAGGGUGCACAUUGACCUCUGUCACAUUAGAAACUGCUCCACCCAGAAAGGCGAGUUUGUUCUCGAUGAAUUCGUUCCGUUUACACAGGACGUUAUUCAGCACCGGUUCAAGUCGCCUAUGUGUAACCAGAUCUGCUACGCGGUCCUGUGUCUGUUCUCAUACGUGGCGGCGUCUCGAAACAGCGACGGUUCUAACAGAUAAGCCCACUGCACAGCGGUCUGUCCACAUCUAGCGCAUGCCUAGCUUCACGCGAGCGUGACAUCACAGCAUCACAUCACAGCGUAACAUCACAGCAGAACAGAUGACGUUAUCGAGAGUAGAAAUGAAUAGACCGUCGUCUUACUAUGAAAUAUGUAUAUUGAAAUUAUUGACGUCAAAUUAUCAUGGCGCCUAUCUAGAGCGUCCGAGUCGCUAAACAGUGAAUCAAUGAAUGACACAUAAAAAGGGAAAAUCGCUUCAAGACAUGCAAAAACAACAACAACAACAACAACAACAAAUUACAAUAAAAAUAUUGACAAAUUUGAAAAAAAUAUAUAUAUAUACACCCAAUUAUUGGAGGGAUCAGAGUUUGUGGAAUCGCACCUUUAUAAUCGGUCAUCACUUUUGUCCUCUUUCACUGCAGCCCUGCUUUUCAGCCACUCUAAGCGUCAAUUUAUACAUCUGUUGAACAGGGAUACAGGUGUUAGUAAUAGGCAACUUGCGGCAAACUUACGCUCAAACAAACCCAGGAAUGACUGUGGCGAAGAACGACGAAAAUAUAAAGUCUUUAAUGAGAAUAAGCCCUUCAUGACUUGAAAACUUUCUUGCUGCUUUGUAAAACUGGGCGUUGCGCGCGAAUUUGCCAAUCAAAAAGUCACGUGAUUUGCCCCAUACCGCACAGUUGUGGUCGAUGCUGUUACCUUAGAGCUACCUUUCUGGUAGCUGUGGAUAAUAUAUGCAAGGGUUAAACACUUAAGGCGGUCCUGCUUACUUUCUUUCAUUGUCAGCUGACCUCAAAGGCUUUGUUAAUCAUAACUGUAAAAAGUUAUUAGAACCGGGUGGGAUAAAUUAUUAGAAAUAAUUUCUCUAAGGUAUUACAAGUUAUUUAUACUAUGUAUAUAAAUUAGAAGUUAAUUAAUAGUAAACUAAAUGGUGUCUAGUAAUAAAACGCUGGAAACUGCAA
Messenger RNA from Nematostella vectensis (starlet sea anemone), 5763 nucleotides. RefSeq names its product MAP kinase-activating death domain protein. The transcript has 24 exons. The record is from RefSeq and is a predicted model, not a curated record. The coding region runs from base 177 to 4802 and encodes 1541 amino acids. Gene Ontology annotation, cellular component: cytosol. Gene Ontology annotation, biological process: regulation of Rab protein signal transduction; regulation of apoptotic process. Gene Ontology annotation, molecular function: guanyl-nucleotide exchange factor activity. NCBI's taxonomy places the organism in Eukaryota, Metazoa, Cnidaria, Anthozoa, Actiniaria, Edwardsiidae.